This is a messenger RNA of Thlaspi arvense, 1242 nucleotides long. The record is from the annotation of a GenBank genome assembly. Lineage: Eukaryota; Viridiplantae; Streptophyta; Magnoliopsida; Brassicales; Brassicaceae.
AGCUUUUACUCCCAUCGAUACAUCCCUUUUGGAAAACACUAAGCAGCUCCUCAAUUUCAUCUCCUUCCGGCGACGAUGUCUAUUUACAGGAUCGCUAGAGCUUUGCCCUUCUCGGGGCUCUUCAGGCAACUCGAGCAAGAAGCCGAAACUGUGAUCAAUGUUCUGCAACCUGGCCCAUUGGGAAUCAUAGAACACAAGUUCACAGCUCAAGAGAUUCGCGACGCAAAAGCUACAGUGUGUAGAGCAGUUGAGAACUGGCGGAGACACUCUAAGCUAGAGCAUGCUAAUGGCGUUUUGAAUGAUUACAUCCAUAAGUGAGUGACUCUCUCUACUUUUUGUGUUCUUCGUUUACAAGGCUGAUGAACAAAGGCCUUUUUCAAUUUGUUGAACAAUCCUUCGAGCUCAAUAAGAAAAGCAAAAUGUUUCUCUAUAUUAAUUGUGUGAUAUUGCAUUGCGGAUACUUUUUUUCCAGCUUACAUAGAUUGAUAUAACAAGUAUGGUGAUUGAGAAUACAAGUUCUUGAUCUUAGCACCAGGGUUGUGAGACUACAAACUUGCACUUGUUGAAAACAUAGCUGUGCAUGGUAGAAACCCGAAAAAAAAAACACAAAACAAGUAUGUAUUAUUCUCAUCUUAUUCUAUCCUAGCUGCAUUUGGACUUAAACCCAUAUGGCUCCGGCUCUUCUUAGCAAUGCGGCUAGUUGGUUCUUGACUUGGAGAGUCAUCACCUGGUUCGCACCACCGAUUAGCUGCUGCCCUAUGAACACGGCGGGUACACUGGGCUUACACCCCAUCUGUACCAAUGCCUUGUCGAUCUCCUGACCGUUGGACAACUGAUCAAGCUCGUAGACUGUCAUCUUUGCCCCGAAUCCUGAGAUGAGUGUCUGAAUUGAGUGGCUCAUGCAGCAAGAGCUUUUGCUGAAAAUCACCACCGGCUUGUCUGCAACUAAACUUCUAAUGCUUUCCAUUGGAUGUGUAUAGAUAGUAUGAGGAAUGUAGCACGGAUCCAGGACUUAGAGUGCUAGGGAACUCAAGGAUCUUUGUGGUUGUUUUUGCUUUGAUGUUAUGCAGAGUUAGCCUAUUUAUAGGGUUAGAUGUUUGGAGAAGGGUAAAAUUUGCAUAAGUCAGAUCUUUGUCACUACUUUACUUCUUUUGGUCCUUCUCCAGUGAUGUGCCCUUUGGGGUUCACUAAAAACUGCAUGAAUUUAGAUUCUUUCGUUUUCGACAUCAGAACCAAGUGGCA